AUGCUUCCCAUGGAGAGAGAAAAUACUUGCAGAGCAGACUCUACCGCACACACCAGAGAAUAUUCGCUAAACACAGAAAAGAAUGAAAUUUCAGGUUCCAGCGGCUCUGCGACAAGCAGCAGUGCCAACACUCAGACAAACUCUAGCUACGAAGAGCAGCACAGCCCAAUGAAAAACUGCAUGCGCACAACGCGUCUUAAUUCGUACAAGUCCAUCAUUGAAGACACAGAUGACGAUGGAUACAGAGGAUUUGGAGCAUACGCCGAUCCCAUCGAGCUGCUCCAGCGCCCAACAGUUGACUACAGCGACGGAAACCCGCAGGAAAAACACGAUCGGUCUCGGAUGAUCGGUUUGACUUUUAAAAAGGCUCUGAGCUCAGUUCAUGUGUGUGACUCGAUGCAGAAUGGAUCUAGCUGCAGCCAGGGCACAGUAUAUCCAGACACCAGUCCUCUUUAUUUUGUCUAUGAUGGUAAAAACCAGGCAGAAGAGCACGAUGAAAAAAGAAAAAGCUGCAUAGAUGGAAAAAACAGAAUCGCAUCCAAAAAGAUGCAGAAAGCGCUAAAAUCUUUCCUUGUAGAUGAUCUUGUAUAUAUCCUAGCGACUGUCUCCACUGCCUUUGUAUUCUUCAUCCUAUUUACUGUUUGCUGUCACAAAUCACAAGUAUCUGUAAACGAGUAG
This is a messenger RNA of Nematocida minor, 678 nucleotides long. RefSeq lists its product as uncharacterized. Lineage: Eukaryota; Fungi; Microsporidia. The transcript has a single exon. The record is from RefSeq and is a predicted model, not a curated record. The coding region runs from base 1 to 678 and encodes 225 amino acids.